This is a messenger RNA of Lethenteron reissneri (Far Eastern brook lamprey), 7343 nucleotides long. RefSeq names its product titin-like. Lineage: Eukaryota; Metazoa; Chordata; Hyperoartia; Petromyzontiformes; Petromyzontidae. The record is from RefSeq and is a predicted model, not a curated record.
GGGCAGAUCCCUAGUCCCCAGUGCCGCUUGCCUUCUGACUUGCCUUUUUAUAGCGGCACAAGGUGGCUCACUAUGGGCAAGGAAGGGGUUUUGCGAGGGCCAGAAUUUAGAGCGGCGGUUGAUGGGAACUCCUGUGGGGCAAGCCCAAAGAAGGAUGGGCCACGCUAUAAACGACCAUAACAGGACGUUGCUAGCUCCUUACUGUAAGCUGUAGUAGAUCGGAUCAUUCCCGACUCUGUGGAUCUCAUAAUGACGGUAGCUUAAGCGUUUUGGGAGGGGUUGUAGGAAGCAGAAAAAAAUAAAACUGGAAUUAAAACGUGCUCAUCAAUAAAGAGGAUUUGAUGGAGGCCUCUCGGAGCGGACGCACCGGUGCCGUGGCCACAGUGGUGGCAGCGGUGGACCAGCCCUGCGGGCUGCCUCUCCCGCAGGCACAGCCGCACGGCCCCCUCCAUGUCUUGUCCCCCUCGUCAGCCGCGACGCAGGGGCCCAAGUGGGGCAGGUCUCCCCUGUCCUCCACGGCCUUCAGCCCACUGCUCGUGGCACGGCCAGCCGUCAUACGCUCUGUUUCCUGCCCCAUGUCCCACGCCCGCUCUCCUGCUCAGAUUCACAGGAGUACAGCACUGCCCUUCCAGAUGGAUGGGGCACUUACAGGCAAAAGCGCCCACCUUUUCACAGUGCCAAAGAUCGCUGUGCAUAAGCAGGCAGUGCGAAAGAGCCCUCAAUUCUCCACUGAGGGAGGCGCUAUUGCCUCCCUGGAGAAGGAUCUCGCAGAGUGCUCGCGAGAGCCCAUCACACGCCCAGUGCGGGCCCCCGGGCCAAAGUACGAUCAAGCUCAAGGAGAGGAUGGCAAGGGAAAUGUAGACGUCGCCGGUCAGCCUGAGCUACGGAGAUCGUACAGCGUUCCCGCUGCCGCACCAGCGCCGCCGCCGCAGCAGCAGCAGCGUCAGCCUCAGCAUAGGAUGAUGAUGAUGACAGCUGAACGUGGCUCUGACGUGAAAGGCCAGAGAAUGGAAGAGAUGCCUGUUAUUGAACCAACAGCAGACUACCUUACGGAGAUGGCCAUGACGCCCCCGGUCUUCACAACGGAUCUGCAGGACGUGGCGGUCAUGGAGGGGGAACCGGUGCGCAUGCAGUGCCACGUGACGGGGACUCCGCCGCCCGUCCUGCAGUGGUUCCGCGAAGAGUUCCUCAUCCACAGCUCCGCCGACUUCCGCGCGACAUACGAGGGCGACGUGGCCACGCUCGCCAUCAGCGAGGCGUUCCCCGAGGACAGCGGUCGCUUCACCUGCCGGGCCUGCAACCCCGCCGGGGUCAACACCACCUCCUGCUUCCUCACCGUGCACAUCUCUGAAGAUGACGAGGGCUCCAAGCAUCACGUGGACAACUUCACCGAGACUGUGCUCACCCAGGCCAGCAUGCAUGGAGAGCGCACGAGCGUGGCUUCGCCCACCCAGGCCUGCACGGUCGACUUCCCCGGCGAGGAACCCGUGUUCGUGCGCCUGGCCGAGCCCCAGCUGCUGGUGGAGGGCGACCGCAUGGCGUUCGUCUGCCAAGUGCACGGGGAGCCACCGCCCCACGUCUACUGGAAGAAAGGAGGGAUCCCACUUUCUUCCGGAUACAGGUACAAGACGAAGUUCGACGCGCAGAGUGGGGAGUGCUGCCUGGAGAUCUCCUUCAUGCUCGCCGACGACGCGGGAGAGUACACCUGCGUGGCCCGUAACCCCCACGGCGAGACCAGCACCACAGUGCUGCUGCUGAACCACAAUGACUAUCAAGCGCACCUGCAUCAGACCGGGAAAGCAAACCCAGUGAAGAACGGCAUUGCCCCUCAUGCAGCACCCCCAGCCACACACAUGCCGGAGUUUCCGCGGGCACACACUGUGCUGAAGAAAGUGCCCAGGCCGACUGUGGACAGACAGGAUUCCUGCCUCUCGUCUUUCGAGGAGCGCCUGAUGCGGGAGAUCGAGUACCGCCUCGUGGGCCUCAGCCUGGAGGAGCUGCUGGCAGAGGAUGGCGAGGGCCCCCCCCGGCACAGCGAGGACAGCGGCCCCUCUUUCGAGCCGGCCGUGGAGAGCAGGCUCGUGAGCCAACGCGUCCAGGAGGGCUUCCCCGCGGCCUUCUUCUGCCAGCUCUCAGGGCAUCCCCUGCCCAAGAUCCUGUGGUACAAGGAUGGGCGGCGGAUCUUCACGGGUCCUCACUAUCAGCUGGUGGGCCCGACGAGGCAGGGCGAGGUGGAGCUGCACAUUCCCAGCAUCCUUCCCGAGGAUGAGGGCAUCUACACCGUGCUGGCCUGCAACUCCUCCGGCAAUGCUGUGUGCUCCGCCAAGCUGUCCAUUGAGCCAGCGGGCAACGGGGCUGGGGGGCUGCCUUCGCCCAUGUCUCCGGCACGCCAGCAGAUCCACAUGCCGGCUUGGCCCGGCACCCAAGGGUCAGCCUCGCAGUCUCCUCCUGCCAAUAGGUCCCAACGGCCCCUGUCCCCCGAGCGAGCAGAGCCGGUGGGGGCGCUGCAGGACACGAGUGCGGAGAUCCUGGUGGAACGGCUGCACAAGCCCAUGUUUGUACAGAAGCCCGAGUCGGCCAGCGUCACCGAGGGGCAGACGGCGCGCUUCGACCUCCGCGUCGUGGGCCGGCCCAUGCCGGACACGUUCUGGUUCCACAAUGGCAAGCAGGUGCUGAACGACCAGACGCACAAGGUGGUGGUGAAGGAGGACGGCACGCAGUCGCUCAUCGUGGUGCCGGCGACCCCAGCGGACGCUGGCGAGUGGACGGUGGUCGCGCAGAACAAAGGAGGCUCCACGUCUGUGAGCGUAGAGCUCGUCGUGGAGGCCAAAGAGCGCUUGGAGAAGCCUCGCUUUGUGGAGAAGCCGAACAACGUGUGCGUGAAGGAGGGCUCCGCCGUGCAGCUCACGGCCCGCGCCAUCGGCAACCCCACCCCCGACAUCGUCUGGCAGAGGAACAACGACAUCAUCUUCCCGCACAAAUUCCCACACUACGAGGUGGAAAACACGAAGGGGGAAAGCACACUGACAAUUUACUCAGCGAAGCCCUCGGAUAUGGCCUGGUACACCAUCAUAGCCCUCAACCGGGCAGGCCGGACCAUGGCGCGCUGCAAGGUGCAGGUGGAGGCAAUGCUAUCGGACCGGCAGCCCGAGCCUGAGCGCAAGCUCAUCAUCCCCAAGGGCGUGUACCGCGACAUCGCUCCGCCAGUGCUGGAGCCGCUGCACCUGCGCCACGGCCAAGACCAGUGGAACGAGGGCGACCUCUACGACAAGGAGACCCAACAGAGGCCCUACUUCAAGAAGAAGCUGACGUCCGUGCGGCUGAAGCAGUUCGGGCCCGUGCACUUCGAGUGCCAGAUGACGCCCAUCGGGGACCCCCACAUGGUGGUGGAGUGGCUGCACGACGGGCAGCCCCUGCAGGCCGCUAACCGCUUCCGCAUCGUCUGCGAGUUCGGCUACUGCAGCCUGGACUACGAGGUGGCCUACCCGAGGGACAGCGGCAUCAUCACCUGCCGCGCCACGAACAAGUUCGGCUGUGACCAGACGUCGGGCUCGCUCAUCGUCAAGGACGAGAAGAGCCUGGUGGAAGAGAGUCAGCUCCCGGAGGGGCGCAGGGGAUUCCACCGCUUGCAGGAGCUCGAGAAGGGCAUGGCGGGGACAGUCGUGUCGAAGGAGGAUGUCCCGGAUGCGAGGGAGAAGCCGUACUUUGUGAUGUACCCCGAACCGUGCCGGGUGUACGACGGGGAGACGGCUCGGUACCACUGCCGUGUCACCGGAGUACCCCAGCCCAAGGUCUUGUGGUUCCUCAAUGGGCAGCGGAUCCACCGCAGCAAGCGGUUCCGGCUGCGCUAUGACGGCAUUCAUUAUCUGGAGAUCGUCGACUGCAAGUCCUAUGACACGGGAGAGGUGAAGCUUGUUGCGGAGAACUCGGAGGGCUCGGUGGAAUGCAAAGUGGUGCUGGAGAUUCUGCCAAAGCAGGACUUCAGGGCUGUGCUGCGCAAAUCUGUGCUGGAGGGCAAAGCUGACGGUCACAAGGAUUCCGGGAAGGCGCUCUUCGAGGUGCGCAAGCCGAAGGGACCCCUUCAGCACGUGCCCAUCGAGGUCGUGAAACUCAAGAAGGCCGAGAGGAUCACCCACGAGAAGCAGUCCGAGGAGACAGAUGAGCUCCGUGGGAAGUUCAAGCGCAGGACCGAGGAAGGAUACUUUGAGGCCCUUACGGCCAUCGAGCUCAAGAGCCGCAAGAAGGACGCCGACUACCAGGAGAUGCUCAAGAGAAAGCGGGAGGAGCUUGUCCACAGGGCCAUAGAAGCCACCGCGGAGGAGCUGGAGCAAGAGAGCAGGGCCGCAGCGCAGGUCUACAAGGUGGAGCGCAUGCAGCUGGCGCCCGGCAUGGAGCCGCCGAAAUUCACCGAGCGAAUCCAGAGCCAGACGGUGCCCGAGGGGGGCGAGGCUCGUUUUUGCGUCCAGGUGAAAGGCAAACCCCAGCCCGAGUGCCAGUGGUUUCUGAACGGCGUUCUGCUGGAGAGAUCAGAGAGGCUGAACUGGCAUUGGCCCGAGGAGAGCACGUGCGAGCUUGUCGUCCAGGACGUGACGGCGCAGGACUCGGGCAGUGUCAUGGCCAAGGCGGUGAGCGCAGCCGGGGAGACCACGAGCCACGCGUUCCUGCUCGUGCAAUCGAAACAGGUAAUCACCUUCAUUCAGCCCCUGUCGGACGUCUUCGCCAAGGAGAAGGACACGAUGGCUACCUUCGAGUGCGAGCUGUCAGAGCCCUUCUUCAAGGUGAAGUGGUUCCGGGACGGUCGGGCGCUGAAACCGGGAGACAAGUACCGCAUGCACUCGGACCGCAGGGUCCACAUGCUCUCCGUCCUCGCCAUCGAGGAAAGCGACGCCGACCUCUAUUCCUGCGAGCUGGCUGAGGACAGUUCUGUCAGCUGUGCUGCCACGCUCAUCGUGGAAGGGACGCUGUUGGAGAUCCUGAAGGAGCUGGAGGACGUGGAGGUGCCCGAGUCUCUGAGCGGCGAGUUGGAGUGCGUGGUGUCACGCGAGGACGCCGAUGGCGAGUGGUUUCACGGGGACCGUCCUCUCCAGCACGGAGACAAGUACCACGUGUCGUCGCGCCGUGGCAGACACACCCUGGUCGUGCGGGACGUCGUCCGCGACGACGAGGGGGAGUACAGCUUCCACGUGGACGGCCUGACGAGCACCGCGACACUCUCCAUGCAACUACGCCCGGUGACGGUGCUGCAAGGCCUUGGAGACACGGCGGCGUGCGAGGGCGAAGCCGUCCAGCUGGAGGUGCGCUUCCUGCAGGAGGCGGUGGAGGGCGUCUGGUGCCGGGAGGGCCACGAGCUCACGCCCGGGGGCCGCAUCUCCUUCUGCUCCAGGAAGCAGUCCCACCUGCUGUGCAUUGACAAUGCGAGCUUGGCUGACAGCGGGGAAUACUCCUUCGAGGUCCCGAAGCUCCAGUUCGUCACGGCUGGACGGCUCUCUGUGCAGCGCGUGGAGGUGGCAAGGGAGCUGCAAGAUCAGGAUGUGCUGGAAGGCACACGGGUGGUGCUGGAGGCCAAGUUGUCCAUCGCGGACGUGCAGAGCCGCGUGUGGCUGCGCGAUGGGGAGCCCCUAAGCCUCGGGGAGCGUGUGCAGCCCGUCGUCAAGGGAACCAAGCAGCGCCUCGUAUUCUCUCGCGUCUUCGCAUCAGACACGGGCGAAUACACGCUGCAGGCGGGCAACGCCUUCACGAGCUGCGUGCUCGAUGUCAGAGACGUGUCCAUCGUACGGGGGCUGGAGGAGCGCACGUGCUGCGAGACAGAGGACGUGACGUUGGAGGCAGAGGUGUCGCACGCCGGCAUUGAGCCGCGCUGGACAUUCGGCGAGCGGGAGCUGCGGCCGGGCGGACGCUGGAAGCUGGAGAUCCAGGGCCAGGUGUGCCGCCUCACCCUGCUGGGCGUUAGCAAGUCUGACGAGGGCCUCUACACGUUCGCAGCCGGGGAGAAGCAGAGCUCCGCCAACCUCAUGGUCACCGGCAGCGCCAUAGCGGUGCCGCCGCAGGACGCGUGCGUGGUGGAGUCGCAGGCGGCCGUGUUCGAGUGCGAGCUGCACAACGCACAGAGCGAGUGCCGCUGGCUCAAGGAUGGGCGCGAGAUGGCGCCGGGGGGGCGCGUGCGCGAGGAGAGCGACGGCGCCCUGCGUCGCCUCGUCAUCGACAACGCGGGCCCGGCCGACGUGGCCGAGUACUCGUGCCACGUGGCCUCGUCGCGGGCGUCCGCCCGGCUCUCGGUGGAUGCUGUGAAGAUUAAGAAGACGCUGAAGGCCGUGUCGGUGCUGGAGACGCGUGCAGCCAUCUUCACGCUGGAGCUGUCGCACGAGGACGUGGCGGGCGGCGUGUGGAUCCGCAACGGCGUGGAGCUCGUGCCGGGGGACAAGCACGAGAUGUGGGCGGAGGGCACCGUGCACACGAUGCGCAUCAACAACUGCUGUCCCGGCGACGAGUCCGUGUACAACUUCAAGCUGGGCAAGCUGUCGGCCAAUGCACGGCUGCACGUGGAUGCUGUGAAAGUGGUACGCAAGAUGAAGGACGUCUGUGUGACGGAGGGCGAAGUCGGAGUCCUGGAUUUGGGCCUCUCCCACGAGGGCAUCGUCGUCAAGUGGCUGCACAAGGGAGAGGCCGUCAAGUCCGGCCGAAAGUACCGGCUCAGUGCCGAGGGCAAGACCUACCGCUUGGAGGUGCUGGCUGCGAGCGACGAGGACACAGGGACCUACACGGCCGUCAUUGGGCAAACGGCAGUCUCAGCUGAGCUCUCUCUCUGUUGAAGGUUGACUGAAGAACAAAUCACGUGGUCACGAAGUGUGAAGUUGGAAAGCGCGAUGUCAACGUUGGUGGUGGAAUAAAAUGAAUCUGGAUGUUGUUUUUGAAUAGUGCAGAAAACAUGAAAUGAACAUUACGUUGGCUAUAAAGGAUAACCCCCGAAUGAAAUGUGUUGACCAAGAAGGCAGUGUUAUUGAUGUCGAAUGAUUGACUUUAAUGUGGCAGUUGGGUACUUUGAAACCUUGCUUUGGAUCACAGCACGGAUGUCCACUAUUUUAAGAUUGUAGCUAGAGUUGUAACGUGGCAAGGAGAAUCGCGGAUUGCGUUCAACACUACUAAAAACUAGAGGCAGAUACGUAUUGUAUAAGCAUGUGAGCUUCCCGAGCGCCUGGAAAUGUAGCGGACAUUUUCACCACAUAUGGCCCAUCGGCUGUUUUACUCGGACAAGAUCCACAUGGCUUGAUGUUUGUUUCACCCACUGAUGCACAAGAAUGUCCUUGUUAGCAUAAACAAAUGAAUGAUUAAAAUAUGAAAAUGUG